CAAGAAUCUCUCUAUUCAUUUCCUCUCUCUCUCUCUAAUCUCUCACCUCUUGUUUUCCCUCUGCAAAGAGAAUCCUCCUCAAGAAAAUGUCGAAGAAAGCAACCUUUCUGCCGUUGAAUCUUUCACUUGCUCCUUUCCUUCUUGUUCUUCUUUACCACCUUCUAUGGUCAGUUUCUGUUAAUGGCAUCGAAGAGAAGAAGAUUCUUAGUCUCCACAACAACAUUUGGCGUCCCACUAAAUCAAUUGAAGCUCCAAGUUCAUGUUUCUCUCACAAUCUUGGAAAAGGAAGAGAAUCAUCCACUACACUGGAGAUGAAACAUAGAAUGAUUUGCUCAGGUAAGACUAUAAAUUGGGGUAAGAAGCUGAGAAGGGCCUUAACUCUUGACAACCUAAGAGUCCAAUCCCUUCAACUAAGAAUCAAAGCCAUGAGCUCAAGCACCACAGAAUCCAUUUCAGAAGCUCAGAUUCCACUAACCUCAGGGAUAAAACUUGAGACUCUAAAUUACAUUGUCACAGUUAAUCUAGGAGGGAAAAACAUGAGUUUGAUCGUUGACACUGGAAGUGACUUGACAUGGGUCCAAUGCCAACCUUGCAAGUCAUGUUACAACCAACAAGGUCCUUUGUAUGACCCAUCAGUCUCAUCUUCUUACAGGACAGUUUUCUGCAACUCUUCCACUUGUCAGGAUCUUGUAGCAGCUACAGGCAAUUCAGGUCUCUGUGGAGGCAACAGUGGUGUUGAUAAAACAACUUGUGACUACGUUGUCAGCUAUGGGGAUGGAUCAUACACUCGUGGAGACUUGGGAAGUGAAAGUCUCCAACUCGGCGACACGAAGGUUGAAAACUUUGUCUUUGGUUGUGGUCGGAACAACAAAGGUUUGUUUGGAGGAACUUCUGGUCUAAUGGGUUUAGGAAGAAGCUCAGUUUCUUUAGUCUCCCAAACUAUGAAAAGUUUCAACGGUGUUUUCUCAUACUGUUUACCUUCUUUUGAAGAUGGAGCUUCAGGCUCACUAUCUUUCGGUGAUGACUCCUCUGUUUACAAGAACUCAACUUCAGUUUCCUACACUCCUUUAGUACAAAACCCUCAGCUUAGUUCCUUUUACAUUCUUAACCUCACCGGUGCUAGCAUUGGUGGUGUGGAUCUUGAAUCUCCAAGCUUUGGUAGAGGGAUUCUAAUUGACUCAGGAACGGUUAUCACUAGGUUGCCACCUUCUAUUUACAAAGCUGUGAAGACAGAGUUUCUAAAACAGUUUACUGGGUUUCCUUCAGCUCCAAGUUAUUCAAUCUUAGACACUUGCUUUAACCUCACAAGCUAUGAAGAUGUAAGCAUACCAACUAUCAAAAUGAUCUUCCAAGGUAACGCUGUGCUUGAAGUGGAUGUCACUGGUGUGUUCUAUUUUGUCAAGCCAGAUGCAUCUCUAGUCUGCUUGGCCUUGGCAAGUUUGUCAUAUGAAAAUGAAGUUGGUAUCAUUGGAAACUACCAACAGAAAAACCAGAGAGUUAUAUAUGAUACCAAACAAGAGAAGCUUGGAAUAGCUGGAGAAAACUGCAGUUUCUGAUGACUACUUCCCAAUGACUUGUAUAAUAAGCUUUGUGUGUUCACCCUCAUAUCAUGAAAGCCAAUCAUCUCUUUUGGCAAAGUCUUUGAAAAAAACAAUUAUAAAUAUAUUUUAAAAAAAUUAAGGAAAGAUCAUCCUA
Messenger RNA from Eruca vesicaria subsp. sativa (arugula), 1695 nucleotides. Lineage: Eukaryota; Viridiplantae; Streptophyta; Magnoliopsida; Brassicales; Brassicaceae. The record is from the annotation of a GenBank genome assembly.